GCCCUCCCUUCCCCUCCCCCCAGAGUCAGCCGGUGUCCGUCCCCGCCUCGGCCGACGCCGGGUCCUCGUGGCCCCUCCGGGAAAGCAAAGAUGAACGUGAUCGACCACGUGCGGGACAUGGCGGCCGCGGGACUGCACUCCAACGUGCGGCUCCUCAGCAGCCUCCUCCUCACUAUGAGCAACAACAACCCUGAAUUAUUCUCUCCAUCUCAGAAGUACCAGCUUUUGGUCUACCAUGCAGAUUCUCUCUUUCACGAUAAAGAAUAUCGGAAUGCUGUUAGCAAGUACACGAUGGCCCUCCAGCAGAAAAAGGCCUUAAGUAAAACAUCCAAAGUGCGACCUUCCACGGGCAGUGCUGCUUCAACUCCUCAGAGUCAGUGUCUUCCAUCUGAAAUUGAAGUGAAAUACAGAAUGGCUGAGUGUUACACGAUGCUAAAACAAGACAAAGAUGCAAUCGCUGUCCUUGAUGGGAUCCCCUCCAGACAGAGAACCCCUAAAAUAAACAUGAUGCUAGCCAACUUGUACAAGAAGGCAGGUCAGGAGCGCUCUUCUGUGACCAGCUACAAAGAGGUGCUGAGACAGUGCCCGCUGGCUCUGGACGCCAUUCUUGGUUUAUUGUCCCUUUCUGUAAAAGGUGCAGAAGUGGCGUCCAUGACAAUGAAUGUGAUUCAGAGCAUUCCUAACUUGGACUGGCUUUCAGUGUGGAUCAAAGCGUAUGCCUUUGUACACACUGGGGACAACACCAGAGCUAUCAAUACCAUCUGUUCUCUAGAGAAAAAGUCCUUAUUGAGAGAUAACGUGGACCUACUGGGGAGCUUAGCAGAUCUGUACUUCCGGGCUGGAGAUAACAAAAACUCCAUUCUCAAAUUUGAACAGGCCCAGAUGUUGGACCCCUACCUGAUAAAAGGAAUGGAUGUCUAUGGAUACUUACUAGCACGGGAAGGACGGCUCGAAGAUGUCGAGAACCUGGGCUGCCGCUUAUUUAAUAUUUCUGAUCAGCAUGCUGAACCAUGGGUGGUGUCUGGCUGUCAUAGUUUCUAUAGCAAACGAUACUCUCGGGCCUUGUAUUUAGGAGCCAAGGCUAUUCAGCUCAAUAGUAACAGUGUCCAAGCUUUGCUGCUGAAAGGUGCAGCCCUUAGAAAUAUGGGCAGAGUGCAGGAAGCCAUAAUCCACUUUCGGGAAGCCAUACGCCUUGCCCCUUGUCGCCUGGACUGUUAUGAAGGUCUCAUUGAAUGUUAUUUAGCCUCUAACAGCAUUCGAGAGGCAAUGGUAAUGGCCAACAAUGUCUAUAAAACCCUCGGAGCCAAUGCACAAACCCUCACCCUUUUAGCCACUGUGUGUCUUGAAGAUCCAGUCACCCAGGAGAAAGCAAAGACCCUGCUGGACAAAGCCCUGACCCAGAGGCCAGACUACAUUAAAGCGGUGGUGAAGAAAGCAGAAUUACUUAGCAGAGAACAGAAAUAUGAAGAUGGCAUUGCUUUGCUGAGGAAUGCGCUGGCCAAUCAGAGUGACUGUGUGUUACAUCGAAUAUUGGGCGACUUCCUGGUGGCUGUCAAUGAGUAUCAGGAAGCUAUGGACCAAUACAGUAUCGCUCUCAGUCUGGAUCCCAAUGACCAGAAGUCUCUAGAGGGGAUGCAGAAGAUGGAGAAGGAGGAGAGUCCCACCGACGCUACCCAGGAGGAGGACGUGGACGACAUGGAAGGAAGCGGGGAAGAGGGGGACUUGGAGGGCAGUGACAGCGAGGCGGCGCAGUGGGCCGACCAGGAGCAGUGGUUUGGCAUGCAGUGAGGCCGCUGACCUCCCCUCGGAGCAGAGCUGGGGGCAGCGUCAUCUGGCAAGAAGACCGCCACCUUGUCUCAGCGGGGAAUUUGGUUUUCUCACUCUGUUCUCAGUAGUAACUUCGUUUUUGAAAACUGAGCCUGCCGAGCUCUCCAGAUCUCCGUCCCCUCCCUGCUCUCACCACGAGCAGUCUGGGAAGCAUGCAGGCGUGCUUGAGCUCUGGGACAAACUGUGGUCUUUGUGCACUUUGGUUCUCAAUGUCUGACUGAGUAAGAUGCUUCAUAGGGAAUGUGGCAGCAUGGUGGAGGGGAGGUGCACUCCUGCUCGUUCCUGAAGGCAGUGCAGGUUGGCCCUUCAAAAAAUUUCCCGUUUGCUGACAACUCCAGUGGGCUGUUGAAGAUCUCCCUUUUGAUUUUGCUUCUUUCUGCAGUGUGGGUGAUGCCUUAAACUGAAACUUGAUAUUUUGCAAACAUUUUCCUAUUUGAUAACCUAACAGCCUGCCUCUAGAGCCCAGGCCAUGAUCUUCGUUAUUGGCUGUAGCUUAUCAUAGAACAGUGAAUAGGAGCCCCUUUUCUUGAGAUUUCUGGCUCUUCAUUUGCUGUAAUUGCAGAAUAAAGCCACUUUUUGGGUACAGUAAUGGAAUUCCUCCGGCUGAAACGAAAGCCACCCUGCAGUUUUUGUUAUUUCUUUUGUCCUAUUCUGUCUGGUCUCCAGGAAUAGCUGGAAAAUGAAUUUUUUUGUUAAAGGUUUUAAAAUUAUGCUGCCUCA
This is a messenger RNA of Vombatus ursinus (common wombat), 2547 nucleotides long. RefSeq names its product anaphase promoting complex subunit 7 (gene ANAPC7). Lineage: Eukaryota; Metazoa; Chordata; Mammalia; Diprotodontia; Vombatidae. The record is from RefSeq and is a predicted model, not a curated record. The coding region runs from base 91 to 1788 and encodes 565 amino acids. Gene Ontology annotation, molecular function: protein binding. Gene Ontology annotation, biological process: cell division. The transcript has 11 exons.